Fusarium odoratissimum NRRL 54006 is the source of this 498-nucleotide messenger RNA. RefSeq lists its product as uncharacterized. The transcript is spliced from 2 exons. The coding region runs from base 1 to 363 and encodes 120 amino acids. The record is from RefSeq and is a predicted model, not a curated record. Lineage: Eukaryota; Fungi; Ascomycota; Sordariomycetes; Hypocreales; Nectriaceae.
AUGCAACCAAAGAUUGAGGGCGACGAAUCUAUGAAUGACAGUUGUCUGAGCUCCAGCCAGUCGUCAUCCACCCCUCUAUCAGCAAACACCCCGCCUGGGCAGUAUCUGAAUCCACUAUCGGGGGCUCGAAAACGUCACAUAGAAGAGUCAGAUGACACACUUGUCGCACAAGUUGAUGAGCAAAGCUCGCCCCGAGAAGCUGUCGGUGAUAAAACAAAGCGCAUUGGUGUCAUUGACACAAGUAAGGCCAAUGACUUCGGCACGCACGCAAGCCCGUUCUCACCGCCAACACUGGCCUCAGCCCCAACAGUUAUCUCAGAUGCGGGAAACCAGCAGUUUAAAGAGUUCAAGGCUCGAAAGUAGGCGGUGAAUGAUUCGACUAUCAAGGUAAUCACAGAUGUGUCUGCUUCGAUUCUUCCCUGGCGACCUGCCUCCAGCUCAGCCAGGCGCCGAGGACCCAGGUCAAGACCAGCUCGCGAAUUCGAGCUCCAACAGAAG